CGGAGCUGUCCGUGCUGGCUCCGUGUGCUCGGGAGAGGGCAGUGGGCUCCAGCGCCGCAUCAUGGACACGGGCUAAGCACGGGCUCGGCGGGGGGAUCCAGUCCGCCCUGGGAGUGGGGGGCACCUGAAGCCGCGGACACUCAUGACGCUGUGGAUUCUAUGAGCUGGCGGAAACUUGAGCCGACAGGUGCGAUGCCGGCUCCGGAGCAGACCCCUCUGAUGGAGGACGGCCACCAGAAGGUCGCGCAGGAAGCUCCCCCCAACGCUGGCAUGGAGCCCGAAACAACCGCCACCAAUAUUUUGGCAUCCGUAAAGGAACAGGAGCUGCAGUUCGAACGGCUCACCAGAGAGCUCGAGGUGGAGAGACAAAUCGUGGCCAAUCAGCUAGAAAGAUGCCGGCUCGGAGCGGAGUCGCCGAGCAUCGCCAGCGUCAGCUCCACUGAAAAGUCAUUUCCCUGGAGAUCUGCAGAUGUGCCAAGUGGAGGUCCAACCAAGCAGAGGCUGUCAGACUCAACAAAUCCCAAUCACUUCCUCAUAAGAUCUGAGCCAGAACCAGUUGCCAUGUAUUCCCCAGAGCAGACGUCGCUUCAUGAAAGUGAGGGAUCCCUCGGAAACUCGAGGAGUUCAACACAGAUGAAUUCGUACUCUGACAGCGGAUACCAAGAAGCAAGUAGUUUCCACAAUCACACUGUAGGGAAGUCCGAAAUAAGACAGCAUCAUUCCUUCAUGGGACCCAAUAGUAACCACGUGCUGAGGAGCUCGAGGGCAGAAGGACAAACCUUUGUUCAACCGCAGAACAGUAUGGCAGCUAACAGAGCUGUGAGGCGUGUCAGCUCUGUUCCAUCCAGAUCCCAGUCACCAUCUUAUGUCAUUGGAUCUGGAGUUUCUCCAUCUAGAGGAUCACUGAGAACUUCUCAUGGAAGUGGGUAUGGCUCCCCAUCUGUUACAGACCCACGGCUGCUUCCCACUUCAACCUCGUACUCUUCUACUACAUUGCCUUCUCAGAGAGCAGCUUCUCCGUACACCAUGCGCAGGUCUACUUCACCAACAUCGGUGAGAAGAAUGGGUUCCAUAGCUUCUCGACAAAACUCCAACCCAAACAGCAUGACUUCAUCUUACCAAACCUUAGGAACCUCCGGCCGCGUUGGCUCGCCUCUAAACUUAUCUGAUGGGCAAAACAGAAUUAGUUCUUCGUCGCAACUGCCUAUGAGCUCCACCUCUUCUCCAAAGCGGGCUGGCAUGACUGCUGUUCCACAACAUCUCGGGACAUUACAGAGGAACUUGCACGACAUUGACCCAUACGGUCAGCAACCUUACGAUGUUUAUGAAAGAAUGGUUCCACCCAGGCCUGAUAGCCUAACAGGCUUGAGGAGCUCGUACGCGAGUCAGCAUAGUCAGCUGGGACAGGACCCGCGUUCUGCGGUAUCACCUGACCUGCAGAUCACCCCCAUCUACGAGGGCAGAACGUAUUACAGCCCCGUCUACCGCAAUGCUAACCACGGAGCCGUUGAGCUACGGCAGGGCUCACAGACCGCCAUUUAUCGCACAGGGUCAGCUACCUACGCAGAGACGUACAGAUCGGUCCCGUACCGACGCGCAGAACCCAACUACGGCAGAAUGCCCCACGCAGCAGCGGCCGACGACGGGGCGACGAGGUCUCCAUCCAUCGACAGCAUCCAGAAGGACCCGAGGCAAUUUGCUUGGCGUGAUCCAGAACUGCCGGAGGUCAUUCACAUGCUGCAGCAUCACUUCCCAUCUGUGCAGGCCAAUGCAGCCGCCUACCUUCAGCACCUCUGCUUCGGAGAUCACAAGAUCAAGCUCGAGGUGUGCCGGCUUGGAGGGAUCAAACACCUAGUCGAUCUUCUUGAUAACAAAGUCCUGGAAGUUCAGAAGAAUGCUUGCGGAGCUUUGAGAAAUCUAGUCUAUGGCAAAUCGACCGAUGAAAAUAAGAUUGCCGUGAAGAAUGCUGGAGGUAUUCCUGCCCUUCUGAGGCUACUGAGAAAGACGAGUGACCAAGAAGUCAGAGAGCUUGUGACCGGGGUGCUGUGGAACUUGUCCUCUUGCGACGCUGUGAAGAUGACCAUCAUUCGUGAUGCUUUAUCUCCUCUCACCAACACUGUGAUAAUCCCACAUUCCGGGCUCAAUAAUUCUUCUUUCGACGACGAUCACAAAAUUAAGUUUCAGUCGUCUUUGGUUCUCCGUAACACCACUGGCUGUAUGAGAAACCUGAGUUCAGCGGGAGAAGAGGCGCGCAAGCAGAUGAGAUACUGCGAAGGGCUCGUGGACUCCCUGCUCUUCGUGAUUCAAACCUGCGUGAACACAUCUGAUUUUGACAGCAAGACCGUGGAGAACUGCGUGUGUACUCUGAGAAACCUGUCGUACCGCCUGGAAUUGGAAGUACCUCAAGCGAGAAUGCUCGGAAUUAACGAAAUGGACGAUUUCUGUAAGGAGUCCCCCAGCAAAGACUCAGACUCCAGCUGUUGGGGGAAAAAGAAGAAAAAAAAGAAAAAGCCGCCGCAAGAGGACCUGUGGGACGGGGUCGGACCGAUUCCUGGACUCUCCCAGUCUCCAAAAGGCGUUGAAAUGCUCUGGCAUCCCUCUGUAGUGAAGCCGUAUCUGACUCUUCUAGCCGAGAGCUCCAACCCGGCCACGUUGGAAGGUUCGGCCGGCUCUCUGCAAAACCUCUCAGCUGGCAACUGGAAGUUUGCGGCGUAUAUCAGGGGCGCAGUCAGGAAGGAGAAAGGACUCCCCAUCUUGGUUGAGCUUCUAAGGAUGGAUAACGACAGAGUUGUUUCUUCGGUUGCAACUGCAUUGAGAAACAUGGCAUUAGACGUACGCAACAAAGAGUUAAUUGGUAAAUAUGCAAUGAGAGACCUGGUGAACAGACUUCCCGGAGGCAGCACUCCUAGCGUUUUGUCUGAUGAUACGGUGGCCGCGAUCUGCUGCGCUCUGCACGAGGUCACGAGCAAAAACAUGGAAAAUGCCAAAGCUCUGGCGGACAGCGGCGGGAUCGAGAAGCUGGUUAACAUCACUAAAGGGAAGGGAGACCGAUCAUCUUUAAAAGUAGUUAAAGCUGCAGCCCAGGUCCUAAACACACUUUGGCAAUAUCGUGAUCUCCGCAGCAUUUAUAAGAAGGAUGGUUGGAAUCAGUCUCAUUUUAUUACGCCAGCAUCAACAUUAGAACGCGAACGGUUCAAAUCGCAUCCGUCAUUAUCCACCACCAAUCCGCAGAUGUCUCCUAUGAUGCAGUCAGUGGGAAGCACAUCGUCGUCGCCAGCGUUGUUAGGAAUACGAGAGCCUCACUCGGGGUAUGAGAGAACGCAGCCCUCUAUGCAAUAUUACAACAGCCAGGCAGACGGCGCCCUCAACAAGGACAUGUACAGCGGUUCCAGCAAACCGUCUCCCAUCUACAUCAGUUCAUAUUCAUCACCAGCGAGAGAUCAGAGCAGGCGGCAUCAGCCUCACCAGCUGUACUAUUGUCACGAAGACUCAAAUAGGAAAAACUAUGAUGCAUACCGAUUGUAUUUGCAGUCUCCACACAGCUACGAGGACCCGUAUUUCGAUGAACGCGUUCAAUACACAUCUGCCGCAGAUCAGAACGCGCAAUAUGGACUCAAAUCAACUACAAACUAUGUAGACUUUUACUCGACUAGAAGACCUUCCUAUAGAUCGGAGCCGUACCCGGGGUCUCCGGAUUCCUGGGUGUGACACGGAACAGAUGGACACUCUGCCAAUAAUCAUGCUUGAUCUGAUUUAUUUUUUUUCCUUUUGAAUGGCCUUAUUUACAUUUUUAUUUUAUUUUACUUCUGGUUUUGUUAUGAUGAAGGAAACUGAAAGUGAAAAUAUAAGAAGGAUCAUGGAGAGGAUCUUUUUUUCUUGCUUUUUGGAAGGGUUAUCGGGAAGGAGAGAGAGAUUUCGGCGAGGAAGGAGGGUGUUUUUGCUCUGUCUAGAUUGUAGGUCUCAAUGCUUGUAGCGCUGUAGUUUGGUGAUGGUGCAAGCUAUGUGAAAAAUGGUAUGAGUUUGGAGAAGUCGAUUUUGGGGAAACUGUUUAAGUCGAAUCAAGUCUUGGUCUAUUUUUCUUUCCUUUUUUUCUUUCAUUUUUAAUGUGAAUAAAGUCUUGUUCCAAUAGUUUGUACAGAGGUAUUGAUGAAACGAAUGCUUUGUUUUACCGUUAUUACUAAAUGUCUCCGCUAUAUGCUGCUCCGCCUUGUAAAUUUCUCUCACUGAUGUAAAUAGGGUUAUGCUAUAAGAGAUUGAAAGUGCCAUCAAACUGUACUGCAGUGUCUUUCAUUUUUGAAUCAUUGGAAGAAAAAAAAAACAAAGGUAUUUAAAGCUCUAUAUAAAUGCUAACAAAGGAUCAUCAUUUUUAAACAUAGUGUAAUUCCAGAGCAGAAAAUAUUCUCCACUUUUCUCCAUUCCCUGCCUUUCAUGGAAUGUUUCACUGCCAUUUUCUAUGCACACGGAAUUCAAAAUAAACGUGGAGGAUUCAUCCACAGAAAGCUGA
Spea bombifrons (plains spadefoot toad) is the source of this 4504-nucleotide messenger RNA. It is a transcript of the gene PKP4, whose product is annotated as plakophilin 4. The record is from RefSeq and is a predicted model, not a curated record. Gene Ontology annotation, cellular component: adherens junction; cytoplasm; plasma membrane. Bases 160 to 3708 code for a protein of 1182 amino acids. Gene Ontology annotation, molecular function: cadherin binding. Gene Ontology annotation, biological process: cell-cell junction assembly; cell-cell adhesion. The transcript has 22 exons. Lineage: Eukaryota; Metazoa; Chordata; Amphibia; Anura; Pelobatidae.